This is a messenger RNA of Rhizophagus irregularis DAOM 181602=DAOM 197198, 497 nucleotides long. Lineage: Eukaryota; Fungi; Glomeromycota; Glomeromycetes; Glomerales; Glomeraceae. The record is from RefSeq and is a predicted model, not a curated record.
AGUUCUAAUUUGUCCUAUACAUAAAGAAAACACAGUGCAAAAGUCUUGUUAUGCAAUAUAUGUAAUUUGUCCGAUACAUAAAGAAAACACACUAAUUUUUACUUCUAUACGUACCUUUAUACUUCUUCGUCGAGUAUAUAAAUAUACAUUAUAUUUAUACAAGUAUACUCAAUGGACCCUUAUAGAAGAAAUAGAAGACGCCGAUGGGUUCCACGUCGAAGGGUUGUCAGUAGGAAAUUUCCUACCAUGUUAGAACUUAUUUUGAAUAUUCAACAACAAGAGACUGAUGUCCCGAUACAACAAGCCUUAUAUAAUGGAUGUUCUUUUUAUUGAAUAUGAGAUAUGUUUGGCAUAAAACAAAAAAAGUCCAGAUUAUGAGGGAAGAUUUGUUAUUUUUCUUGUCACAUUAUUUGAUUAUAUUUGAAUAUUCAUUGUAUAUAUUGUUUAUUUCUUUUUAUCACUUUGAAAAUAUAAUGAUUAUUGGCAUUCUUUUAUAA